Molecule: messenger RNA, 1449 nt
Organism: Serendipita indica DSM 11827
Lineage: Eukaryota; Fungi; Basidiomycota; Agaricomycetes; Sebacinales; Serendipitaceae
Source: the annotation of a GenBank genome assembly
AUGCAGCGAGACGUGCUCGCUCUGCGGCUGGAGAUCUCUGGACCACGGCAUCCAGACACCAUGAAGGCAAUGAACAACCUCGCAUCGACCUUGUGUGAUCGUGGUCAGUUGGACGAAGCCGAAAAGAUGCAGCGAGACGUGCUCGCUCUGCGACUCAAGAUCUCUGGACCACGGCAUCCUGACACCAUCAUGGCAAUGAACAACCUCGCAUCGACCUUGCGUGGUCGUGGUCAGUUGGACGAAGCCGAAAAGAUGCAGCGAGACGUGCUCGCUCUGCGGCUGGAGAUCUCUGGACCACGGCAUCCUGGCACCAUCAAGGCAAUGAACAACCUCGCAUCGACCUUGUGUGAUCGUGGUCAGUUGGACGAAGCCGAAAAGAUGCAGCGAGACGUGCUCGCUCUGCGGCUGGAGAUCUCUGGACCACGGCAUCCUGACACCAUCCUGGCAAUGAACAACCUCGCAUCGACCUUGGCUGAUCGUGGUCAGUUGGAGGAAGCCGAAAAGAUGCAGCGAGACGUGCUCGCUCUGCGGCUGGAGAUCUCUGGACCACGGCAUCCUGACACCAUCCUGGCAAUGAACAACCUCGCAUCGAUCUUGCGUGAUCGUGGUCAGUUGGACGAAGCCGAAAAGAUGCAGCGAGACUUGGACGAAGCCGAAAAGAUGCAGCGAGACGUGCUUGCUCUGCAGCUGGAGAUCUCUGGACCACGGCAUCCUGACACCAUCAUGGCAAUGAACAACCUCGCAUCGACCUUGCGUGGUCGUGGUCAGUUGGACGAAGCCGAAAAGAUGCAGCGAGACGUGCUCGCUCUGCAACUCGAGAUCUCUGGACCACGGCAUCCUGGCACCAUCAUGGCAAUGAACAACCUCGCAUUGACCUUGCGUGAUCGUGGUCAGUUGGACGAAGCCGAAAAGAUGCAGCGAGACGUGCUCGCUCUGCGGCUGGAGAUCUCUGGACCACGGCAUCCAGACACCAUCAUGGCAAUGAACAACCUCGCAUUGACUUUGCGUGGUCGUGGUCAGUUGGACGAAGCCGAAAAGAUGCAGCGAGACGUGCUCGCUCUGCAACUCGAGAUCUCUGGACCACGGCAUCCUGACACCAUCAAGGCAAUGAACAACCUCGCAUUGACCUUGCGUGAUCGUGGUCAGUUGGACGAAGGCGAAAAAAUGCAGCGAGACGUGCUCGCUCUGCAACUCGAGAUCUCUGGACCACGGCAUCCUGACACCAUCAUAGCAAUGAACAACCUCGCAUCGACCUUGCGUGAUCGUGGUCAGUUGGAGGAAGCCGAAAAGAUGCAGCGAGACGUGCUCGCUCUGCGGCUGGAGAUCUCUGGACCGCGGCAUCCUAACACCAUCCUGGCAAUGAACAACCUCGCAUCGAUCUUGUGUGAUUGUGGUCAGUUGGACGAAGCCGAAAAGAUGCAGCGAGACGUGCUCGCUCUGCGACUCUAG